CUUCUCCUUCGUCGUCCGCGGCGAGGGCAGCCGCCGCUUCUCUCCGUCGCCGCCUCCGCCCGCCGCCGCCGUGGACGGGCACCACCAUGGUGUUGGGGGUUCAGCAAGUCGUUGGGUACCUUGCCCUGUGGGCACUUUGCGCCCUGAGCAAACCCACGGAGAAGAAGGACCAUGUCCACCAUGAUCCGCAGCUGAGCGACAAGGUCCAUGAUGACGCCGAGAACUUUGAUUAUGACCACGAUGCCUUCCUGGGGCCUGAUGAGGCCAAGACAUUUGACCAGCUGACUCCAGAAGAGAGCAAAGAGAGAUUGGGAAUGAUUGUGGGCAAAAUAGACACGGAUAAGGAUGGGUUUGUGACCGAGGGGGAGCUGAAGGACUGGAUUAAGAAGGCGCAGAAGAAGUACGUGUUUGACAAUGUAGCGCGCCAAUGGCAGGAGUAUGACAUGAAUCAAGAUGGCUUGAUCUCCUGGGAUGAGUACAGAAACGUGACCUAUGGCACUUACCUGGAUGAUCCUGACCCGGAUGAUGGCUUCAAUUACAAGCAGAUGAUGGUGCGGGACGAGCGGAGGUUCAAAAUGGCUGAUAAGAACGGAGACCUGAUUGCAACCAAGGAGGAAUUCACAGCUUUCUUGCAUCCUGAAGAAUACGACUACAUGAAAGACAUCGUCGUCCAGGAAACCAUGGAGGAUAUCGAUAAGAACGGAGACGGCUUCAUUAAUUUGGAAGAAUACAUUGGUGACAUGUACAGCCACGACGGGGACACGGAGGAACCGGAAUGGGUGAAGACGGAGCGAGAACAGUUUGUGGAGUUCCGGGACAAAAACCACGACGGGAAGAUGGACGAGGAAGAGACCAAAGACUGGAUUCUCCCGUCCGACUACGACCACGCCGAGGCUGAGGCCCGGCACCUGGUUUACGAGUCAGAUCAGGACAAGGAUGGCAAACUUACCAAGGAAGAAAUCGUGGACAAGUACGACUUGUUUGUGGGGAGCCAGGCGACGGACUUUGGUGAAGCCUUAGUACGGCAUGAUGAAUUCUAAGCUGGGGAACCCUCUUCUUUAAGGAAAAAGAUGGGGGGGGGGCUGUUGUUUUUACCGUUCCAGGAGUAACACAAGAAACACUCACCCUCAAGACUCAGUUUCAGCCAACAAUGGGGGGGAAGAAAACCCACCGCCGCUUCUGUCACCCCCCGAUUGGUCCCAUCCUUUUUGCUUUUCUUUCUCCCCAGAGGUGGGAGAACAGUAUUCUGAAAAGUAGCUUUCGGUUGAAACCCAAGGGUUUGCUUUUUUAAAAAAAUAGAUUUGCAUGUUCUUUUAUGUCUAACAAGUUCAGUUUAUUUUUGUACUAUUUUUGUUCCGUGUGAAAUGACAGAUGCAUAACCUGAAGCGCUAGGCCUAUCAGGGGAUCGCCCUCUCCCCACUUUUUAACGGUGUUUUUAGCUACAGAGUUAGAUAGCGGGGGGGCAGAGAACAAGGAAGGCCCAGGGAAACAAAUGUGGGGUGCAGUAGGGACGGGUGGGGAGCUGCAGCAGAAGACCUUUCGUUCUUCAUUUUCCACCUGAUCCAAAGAGCCCCACAGAGAAUUUUGCCAGUUCUUGGUGCCCGUUCAGCUUCUCUGUUCAACACAGGAGGCGUCCCCAUGCCCGAGGGUCCAGGAGGGGUCUUGACUGAGUCUGCCCACGUGGCAUCUCCUUCAGUUCAAAUAUCCCGGGUCCUCCGAAGUGCCCUGCUCCUCGGCCCCCCACCACCACUCUGCAUCAUUUUGAGGAUCUUUUGUGCAGGAACUGCAUUGCUGGUGAUGUUACAAGCUGCCGUUUCCCUGGGACUCUGUAUAAUGUGCAAGCUGGUUAGCUCUGCUUUUUUUUUUUUUUUGCUGCUCAGGAGGUGAGCGGGAGGAGAGGCGGAACUGGGGCCAUCCCUGCGUUGAAAUAGCCAAUGCCUCCCCUAGAACGCAGUCCCUUAAAAUAGGGUAGGGGGUGAUCACUCAGUUGGUCAGAAUGGCAGUGGGGCUAUAAACACACCUGGAUAUCCUGCAUUUUUGAAGUGCCUUUUUCAUGAAAACCAGUGUCCCCAGUGAAGAGGAUCCCAGUGCAAAACGUGCUCCUGAAAUCAACGCAGAGCAGCGCGCUCCUAGAAUUGAUAUGCCUCUCUUCCUUCAGUGCUUUCCCCAGCCGGGUUGCCUCGAUGGAUGCUGAGAGCCCCCAACCCCUUAGUCUGCCAGGGCAGGUCCUUCCCUUGCUUGAGAUGGCAGACCGCCACCUGCACGCUGAUUCCAGGAAGCUGCAUCUUUUCCCCAUGAUAUUUGGCAGAUAAGUACUUUGCAUCACGGCCACGUUUCUUACGCCUCCCUGUUUGGUGCCAGUUUGCAAAGCCUGCGGGACGCGUUGUAUAGGUCUGUGGAAUUGGGUUUAAGCUGGGUGUCAUAUUUGUUGUUGAGAUCUAUCCCAUCCAGAAUGGCUCGCUCCUUUUAGCGCAUGCACAUGAAACACGCUCUUUUUCCCUGCAAGACUCUCAAGGGAGAGCCGUUUCCCGGUUGCACAGGCCAGUGUGAUCUCUGCAGUCUUUUCCCCCUAACAGUAAUCAUGAAUUCCUUAGCAAGGUUUUCUGUGUGGAACCGCACGGAUCGCCAAGGGUGAAAGCUUGGAACAGUAUUACUUCCUGUUGAUUUUGAAUCACAUUGGUGCAGCGGAAAGGGAGAUCCCCUUUGUGAACACUAACAGCCUGGCAUUCCAGCCAAGAGUCGGAACCGUGUGGGGCGUGGCUGGCAGCUGACCAGGACAUGGCUGUUUUUGAUAGGACUUGGCCGAAGCAACCUUUUUGACCUGGUUCCAUUUGGAGAAGGAGGUGAGACACUGAAGGAGUAAGGGAGCAUCCAGCAAGGCAGUGGCAGGGCAGGAGAAGGGCCGAUCAGGUGCAACAGCCUGACCAGGUGUACCUCCCCCCGAAGGUGCCCCCAUUAGAGGGCUUGGCUUGUCGUGGACGUUUUCACCAUCUUGGCGAGUGCGCGUGAAACCCACGGGGCCCUCCAGCAAAUUUGCAGUUUGUGAAAAGGGUUAACCUGUUUCGGAAAAGGAUUUUGCCCAUUACUCCAGAGGGGGUUGACCUCAGCUUUGAAAACCGGGUCCACCGUUCUGCGUUUCAGUGCGCUGUUGGGCAGGCGUGCACAGAAUUAGUCUCAUCUUGCAGCUCACAGGCAGACUAAAAUGUGUCUCGUUUUUAUAAUCUUGGAGGUGCUCCUUCCUUGACGUUCUUCCCAUUAUUCAAAUAGAUAUAAAGCUGAUGGUGAAAGAAAAAAAGAAACUUCCCUUCCCCCCCAUCCCAGUUCUUCAUUGCCCGUCUUCUGAGGCUUUCUUAUAGAGCAUCCGUGGAGUUUUAUAUAAUGUACAACACACAAAUGGUGUCUUAAUAAAACUGUUUACAUCCUU
Candoia aspera is the source of this 3424-nucleotide messenger RNA. RefSeq names its product calumenin (gene CALU). Gene Ontology annotation, cellular component: endoplasmic reticulum. Bases 87 to 1040 code for a protein of 317 amino acids. The record is from RefSeq and is a predicted model, not a curated record. Gene Ontology annotation, molecular function: calcium ion binding. NCBI's taxonomy places the organism in Eukaryota, Metazoa, Chordata, Lepidosauria, Squamata, Candoiidae. The transcript has 7 exons.